AUGAAAAAGCCAUAUAAGGAAGAGGUGAAGAAUAAAUUCCUCGAUGGCUUGAAGAAAGAUUUACAAGGAGUGACUGUCCUUACUUCAAAUAAAAACAAUGAUAAUGACGAGGAUUUGGGUGGUAAACCUAUUGGAGUACACAUUGGCGAUGAUGAUUCUUCGAGUACCUUAAAAGUUAUAUACAUGUGGAACUUUAUGAAGAAAAGAGGAAUGAGGAGGAAGAAAAAAGAAGUAAAGUGGAUGAGUGACCACUUUGUGGCAGAAGAGGAAAAAGAAGAAGAAAAGAAGGAUGAAGAUAAAGAACCAGGAGAGAUAGAAAAAGAAAAAGAAGAAGAAAUGGAAGACGAUAAGAGUAAAAAAGAAAUUAAAAUAGCAAUAGAUGGAAAAGAGGAAGGUGAGAAAGAAGAAGAAGCUGAGAAAGAAGCAGCAAGUGACGAAGAAAAAGUUGAGAAAGAAAAAUAA
Capsicum annuum is the source of this 462-nucleotide messenger RNA. Its product is annotated as synaptic vesicle membrane protein VAT-1 homolog. NCBI's taxonomy places the organism in Eukaryota, Viridiplantae, Streptophyta, Magnoliopsida, Solanales, Solanaceae. The coding region runs from base 1 to 462 and encodes 153 amino acids. The record is from RefSeq and is a predicted model, not a curated record. The transcript has 2 exons.